AUGCGGGUUCGGCUGGGGCUACGUUGGCUAGGAGGUCUAGGGCGGGGAGUCGGGGGAUGGUGCACGACUACGUCCCGGGGGUCCCCCACCCGGGCGAGGAGUAAACACAGCGCGGAAUGGCGGCGCCCAGGCGAGAGCACCGGGACUCUGAGUGAGCGGGCGACCGUGGUCUCAGCGCGUGGAGACACACGCGAGGGCUACAGGAUGGUAACUCAUACAUAUAUUCAGUCAGAUCCUUUCCCAGAAGAAAUAAAACUCAGAAGAUUAAGAACGAUUGACCUUGUGGAACAAAAUUUGUGGCGUCUCUCCAAAAAAGACCAGAUGACAUAUACUUAUGGACCACUAUUUAUCGGGUCAGCUUCAUCUUUUUGUGGAUUCUUGGCAAACUAUCUUUUCAGGCACUGUAUGAAGGUUAAACAGCAUUCUUUUCAAACAUUUGUGCCAUUGUCUGCAAUUCCAUUUUUGACCACUGCAGUGGCUUAUAAGUUCCUUGUAACAGAUCCCUUAAGUUCUGGUGAUUUAACCAUGGACAUGUGUAUUCUCAGAGGUGCCUUUGUUUCUGCAUCGUGUGGUAUCUUUCAUCCCUCUGCUUUGGCCUUUUUAAAAAAUGGGCGUCUGGCGGUCAAGUACGAAACUGUUCCAUUACCUCCAAGAGGAAGGAAUUUGUACCACUGGACUGUCCUUUGUCAAUCAGCUGCAAAGCUAAUGAUUAUUCCUAUGAUCAUACAGACUGUGUGUGGAGGACAUCUUGCUUUCCUGCAACAUAAAAUAUGUUGCAGAAUAUUUGAAUUGCUUGAACAUGUCUGACUUAAAAAUUAACCUUUUAAUGUAGAUGAUGCAGUUUGGAGCAUUUCAUGAAAGAGCUAAAUGUAAAUCAUAAGCAAGCAACAUAACCUAUAAUACGUGUGCAAAUAAAAACUACAUGAUGUCCUUGACUAAAAUGCAAACUAUGAGAGGAUUAAGAAUGAUAAUAACAAUAGCAACAUUAAUAAGGCACUCUGAGUUUUACAAAGAGCUUUGCAAAUAUUAUCUCAUUUGAUCAUUACAACAACCCCACGAGGUAGGUGCUAGUUUUAUCUGCAUUUUACAGAUGAUGAACUUGAGGCUGAGAGAAGUUUGGGGUCACAUGUCUGUUAAGUGUCUGAUCCUGGAUUUGAACUCAUGUCCAUCAUGACUCCAAGUUCAUCACCCUAUCUACUGCACCACUUAGCUGACUUUUCCAUUGAUAUGUUCUCUUUAAUGCCUAGAAUACCUCAGUCUUCUAGCAUCAUGGUUGGUCAUUGCAUUGAUCAGAGUUCUCAAGUCUUUCAAAGUUGUUUAUUUUUACAGUAUUGUUGUUAUUGGACAAAUUGUCCUCCUUUUUCUGUUCAUUCUUCAUUAGUUCGUACAAGACUUAGUAGGUUUCACUGAAACCUUCCCUUCCUGCCCAUCAGCUGGGGAACGGCUGAACAAGGUAUGGUAUGUGAUUGUAAUGGAAUACUAUAUAGUGCUAUAAGAAAUGGCAAGCAGGAUGAUUGCAGAAAAACCUGGAAAGAUUUAAUGUGAACUGCUGCAAAAUGAAGUGAGCAGAACCAGGAGAAGUGUAUCCAGUAACAACAGUAUUGUAAGAAUGAUCAACUGUGAAAGACUUAACUGCUCUGAUCAGUACAGUGAUCCAAGGCAAUUCUGGACUCAUGAUGAAAAAUACUCUCCACCUCCAGAAAGAGAACUGAUGAACUCUUAGUACAGAUGAGGCAUAUUGUUUUUCAUUUUCUUUGUCUUUCUUGGGUCUUUUUUUUUUUUUGCAAUAUGACUAAUAUAAAAAUAUGUUUUGCAUGACUUCACCUGUAUAAUGGGUAUCAUAUUGCUUACCUUCCCAGUGGGUGGGAUGGGCUGGAGAGAGGGACAGGAUUUAGCACUCAAAAUGUUUUUAAAUGAAUGUUAAAAAUAAAUAAUGUUUAAACCGUC
Trichosurus vulpecula (common brushtail) is the source of this 1947-nucleotide messenger RNA. It is a transcript of the gene TMEM126B, whose product is annotated as transmembrane protein 126B. Lineage: Eukaryota; Metazoa; Chordata; Mammalia; Diprotodontia; Phalangeridae. The coding region runs from base 1 to 807 and encodes 268 amino acids. The transcript has 6 exons. The record is from RefSeq and is a predicted model, not a curated record. Gene Ontology annotation, cellular component: mitochondrion. Gene Ontology annotation, biological process: mitochondrial respiratory chain complex I assembly.